Naegleria gruberi is the source of this 1107-nucleotide messenger RNA. Its product is annotated as COG2849 domain-containing protein. Lineage: Eukaryota; Heterolobosea; Eutetramitea; Acrasida; Naegleriidae. The record is from RefSeq and is a predicted model, not a curated record. Gene Ontology annotation, molecular function: protein binding. The coding region runs from base 1 to 1107 and encodes 368 amino acids. The transcript has a single exon.
AUGCUUAACAACAAUUUAAAUAAUUUCAACCCUGAUGAUAAAGAUGGAAAAAAGAGAAAAUUAGAAAUUGCCUUUGAUGAUGAAAUAAUUCCUGAUUUCAAUUCAGAGGAACCAUCAAGAAAGAAGAGAUUGGAUGAUUCCGAAUUAUUAAUAAUUCCCUUUUAUUUACAAGAUGUCUUUUUGGAAAAUGUUUUUCCGUUCAUGACUGGGAAAGAUUUGAAUCGGAUUCGAUUGGUCUGUUCUUGUUGGUAUAAUUUUCAGAGGAGUGAUUAUUUUGUAACGAAUCAUAUUGUUAGGUUGAAUAUAAAACAUGAUAUUUUGCAAAUUGAACAGAAAAAGACGCAGUUAUCGAUUGUGAGGAUUAAUUUGGGAUAUAAACAAGGGAAUAUGCUCAUUAUUCAUAUUGAAAAGGGUAAACAUUCUAUUAUUGAGGAUUUAAUUGAUGAACAUGUUAAUGAUCCUAAUUGUUCAAAAUUUAUUGAUAAUACGAUUAUUUCAAAGUUAGGCGCUACAAGUAUCAAAUCAAUUGUUGGAUAUAAAGAUGGAAAGAAACAUGGAGAAACUAUCGAUUACUUCAAAACAGGGCAGAUUAUGCAAAUUGGACACUUUGAGAAUGGGAAAAAGCAUGGAGAUUUUAUCAAGUAUUUCAAUUCUCCAUACGUUGUGGAGAGAACCUACUCAUAUAAGAAUGACAAACUAUUUGGUAAAUUGGUAGAGAAUAAGAUAAUUUAUUCCAAAAAUCAGAAAGUGGUCGUCAAGGAUGUAGAAUGUCACUACGAGAAUGGAAAAUAUCAUGGUGAGAAGAUUAUCUACGAAGGAAAAGAUAGUACAAUUACUGAAAUAUCCAAUUUCAAAAAUGGAAAGCGUCACGGAAUCUCCAAACAUUAUCAUUACUCUGGUGAUCCUAAUAGUUACUAUUUAAAAGGGGAAUCUAAUUAUCAAGAUGGAAAAAUACAUGGAGUUUGUAAAUCAUUUUAUGCUAAUGGAGAACCAUUUACAAUUAUAGAAUAUGAAAAUGGACAUCUAAUUUCUGAAACCAUUAAUAGCUCAGAAAAAAGAAAGCCAGUAAUUUCUCAACUUGGAUUUCUGAUAAAAUCAGAUGAUUAA